Molecule: messenger RNA, 2026 nt
Organism: Sesamum indicum (sesame)
Lineage: Eukaryota; Viridiplantae; Streptophyta; Magnoliopsida; Lamiales; Pedaliaceae
Product: putative WRKY transcription factor 31
Biological process (GO): regulation of DNA-templated transcription
Molecular function (GO): DNA-binding transcription factor activity; sequence-specific DNA binding
Source: RefSeq, a predicted model, not a curated record
GCACUUUUGGGAAACUUCUCAGACCCUUACCACCUUCCCUCUCCCUUUCUUUCUUACUUCAGUUAUCUAUCUAUAUACAGACACAAUUCAUUCAAAUUAUAUAUCCUGAAAUUUUCUAAGAGAUUCUUGAUAUUUUUCUUCGUUUCUUGAUUUUAUUUAUGGACAAAGGAUGGGGUCUCGCCCUUGAGAAUUCCGAUCGAGUUGGGUUUUUGAUAAGGAACCAGCCAGUUUUCGGGCUUGGUUUAAGUCAUCAGAACAAGGGUUUGAUUAUGUUUCCUGUGAGUUCCAGCGGUAGGGAACAGCACCCCGCCGCCUCAUCACCGCCGUCUGGCGGGGAUCCGCUGCUGGUUAUACGUGAAGUGGAUUUUUUCUCGGAGAAGAAGAGGCCUGUUGAUGUCGUCAAGAAGGAAGUGAUCAAUUCGCCUGCUGAAACCACUGCCCGCAGAGAAUUGGAUACUGGUCUGCAACUUCUGACUGCUAACACUGGAAGUGAUCAAUCGACGGUGGAUGAUGGGAUGUCUUGUGAUGCGGAAGAUAGGAGGGCCAAGAUUGAGCUUGGACAACUUCAAGUUGAGCUUGAAAGAGUGAACGCUGAAAAUCAGAGGUUAAGAGGGAUGCUUACUCAGGUGAGCAACAAUUACACAGCGCUGCAGAUGCAGCUUGUGACUUUGAUGCACCAACAACAAAGUUCAACAACUGAUAGCACACAACUACAGGAGAUUGUUGACAGAAAAUCUGAAGAAAAGAAACAGGAAAAUGAAGGAGUGUUAGUUCCAAGACAGUUCUUGGACCUGUCGCCCCGUCUCACCAACCAGACCGCCGAUGAUCAAUCGAACUCCUCUUCAGAAGAAAGAACGCUAUCUGGAUCACCUCAAGGAAACGUGGAGUCGUCGAGGAAUAAGAGGAUUGGGCGGGAGGAGAGCCCAGAAUCUGAGGGCUUGGCAUCUAACAAGGCUCCCAAAUUGAAUCUCGCCAAGCCCGUUGAUCAAUCAACAGAAGCCACCAUGCGGAGAGCUCGCGUCUCCGUUCGUGCACGAUCAGAAGCUCCUAUGAUUUCCGAUGGAUGCCAAUGGAGAAAAUACGGACAAAAGAUGGCUAAAGGGAAUCCAUGUCCACGAGCAUAUUAUCGGUGCACAAUGGCGGUCGGCUGUCCUGUGCGCAAACAAGUUCAGAGAUGCGCGGAGGACCAAACAAUCUUGAUCACGACCUACGAAGGAACCCACAACCACCCGCUGCCUCCAGCGGCCAUGGCCAUGGCAUCCACCACCUCGGCCGCCGCCAGCAUGCUCCUUUCAGGUUCCAUGCCCAGCGUCGACGGGUUGAUGAACCCCAAUUUCCUGGCAAGAACAAUCCUUCCAUGUUCAUCCAACAUGGCUACAAUCUCAGCUUCGGCUCCUUUCCCCACAAUCACACUUGACCUAACUCAGAACCCGAACCCAUUACAGUUCCCAAGAGCCGCAGCACAGUUCCAGGUCCCAUUCCCGCCCCACCCGAGCUUCGCCCCAGUCCCAAACCCGUCUGCCCCUCAAGUCUUUGGCCAAGCCCUUUACAACCAGUCCAAGUUUUCGGGUCUCCAGAUGUCUCAGGACAUGAAUGAAAGCACGCAACUGCCAGGACAAUCAACGCAGCACCCGCAACUUCACCAGCCGACCUUCGCCGACACCCUCAGCGCCGCUACAGCAGCAAUCACCGCAGAUCCCAAUUUUACGGCUGCACUAGCCGCCGCCAUCUCCUCCAUCAUCGGUGGCUCUCACCCGAAUAACAAUAGCAAUGCUACAACCAACAACAAUGGCAAUGUAAAUACAAUAGAUAGCAACAAAGCCGGUAGCAGUUUUCCAGAGAAUCAAUCGUAGUCACGUUCAAUCAGUCAUUUUACCAUACUUGUAUUAGAUUAUGUUCUUGGUUGUUCAUAAUUUGGGGGGUCCAACAUGGAAUUAACAUGUUCAUAUUCAUGUAUUACCAGGGAAAAAGUUUAGGACACAAAUUUAAAUUCUUUCUCAUGGAUUUGUUCCGAAAUUAGAUCAUA